Messenger RNA from Brassica rapa (field mustard), 4222 nucleotides. Its product is annotated as glutamyl-tRNA(Gln) amidotransferase subunit A. Lineage: Eukaryota; Viridiplantae; Streptophyta; Magnoliopsida; Brassicales; Brassicaceae. The record is from RefSeq and is a predicted model, not a curated record. Gene Ontology annotation, molecular function: glutaminyl-tRNA synthase (glutamine-hydrolyzing) activity.
AAAAUAGAGUGAGAAAUAAAGUAAGAAUAAAAAAUAAAAAAUUAAUCAAUGGAAAGUGAUUUUUUAUUUUUUGUUCAUACUUCAUUUCUCACUCUAUUUUUUAAUUAAAUUAUGGAGUAUAGAUGGAAAUAGUUUUAGGGUGAGAUUUAAGAUUUUUUAAAUAAUUAAAAUACUUCAAAAUUUAAAAUAAAAAUUCUAAUAAUAGUUUCUAAAAGAAUUUUUGGAUUUUAAAAUAAAAUUUUGAAAACAAUUGAAAGAAAAAGUUUUAAAAUUUUUGAAUUAAAAACAUAUUAUAUUUUUUAAUUCUUUAUUAUUUACAUUUAUACAUCUAUAAAGUAAAGAUAAAACGGUAUUUGACCUUUUUAAUAAAAAAAAUGUCAUUUUCUACUUUUAUGCUCAUUUGGUUGAAAAAGAUAUUUUAAAAUCAUUUGACAGAAUUGCCAGAAAUGAUAACUUCAAUUUUAAAUUGAUUAGUGACGUUCAAACAAGAUAUUAAAAAAUUUACACUUGGCACUUAAUUAAUUACGUAUGUUAAUAUAUAUUGCAUCUACAAAAUAUAGAGCAUAUAUAUAUACACAGAUUUCAUUUCGAAAAGAAAAUAUAUAUAUAUAUAUAAUAUACCCAGAAUUAUAUUUGAAAAUUGCAGUGGAUUGUUUAGACAGAAAAUAUACUGUGUGAGUGAUUACGUUACUUAAGUAAACUUUGCCUUACACGAUAUAAAUAACAAGAUAAUUGUACUUCAAAAAUUAAAGGUUAGGUUAGACGCGUUCACGGAAUAUCAACUCGUUUUGACCUUUCUCAACACGUCUGAUGCACCUCUACUACAUUAUUUCUCUUCUUAGAUCCCCAAAAAAAAGUCGUAAAUGAAACACAAUCUCUUAAUAUCGAGUGUUUUAAUGAGAAAUCAAAGCAAUCAUUAAACUUAGGAAACAAAAUUGGCAAGAGAAAAGAAAAAGUAAACCACAUGUGGCGGAGAUGUCGAUAAAGCCAAAAUUAUUGAAUUUGACAGAGAAAAAACAUGCCAUGCAUCGGAAAUUUAUGAGUGUGGACAUUGGACAAUAUCAUAAACAACCCGGUUUAGCCGACUAUAUAGACUAAUCACCAGAGCCGGUCCGUGUAUUUACCGGGCUGGAAGCAGAACUAAGAAAAAGUGGCCUAUUUAUAUUUAAUUAUUUGUAAAAAAACUACUUUAAAAAAUGUCACUGCGUAGAGUCUCGAACCCUUACCUUCACAUAGCUCAAAUUUCACCAUUACCACUGGAGCUACUGGAUAAAUAUUGUAAAAAUGUGGCCGCUAAACUUGAUAAUUUAAUGACGGCUGGAAGCAGCCGCUUCUCCCGCUUACCUCCAAGGCCGGCUCUGCUAAUCACCGACUAACUAAUGCUUACGUAGCAAAGCCCUGAUUAUCAUGAGAUUCGUUAUUUACGUUAUAGAUAUAUAUGUUCUUUUUUUGGAUCAAAAGUUAUAGAUAUAUGUUCUAGCACACACAUUAUCUAUAGAAUUGUAAAGCUAAACGACUACUAUAAGCAUCUUCUUGAAAGAUAAAUGGAGUUGAUGGGUUUAAGAUUCUUUCAGUUUUUUGAAAAAAUCUUAAACCUCAUCAACUUCAUUUAUCUUUCAAGAAGAUGCUAUAGUAGUCAUUAGGAAAUACAAAAUGAAAGAUGCAACUCUAUCUGGUGUGUUUUGGGGUUGGACCACUGUAUUGAGAACAUAUAUACGCCUAACAUUCUCCCGAUAUUCCAUAUGAUAUUUAACCUUGUCAAUAUACAAUAACUUAGAAAGAACAUUCUGUGAUAUACGCAUAAUAUGCUUAUAAUUUUAUUUUAAUAUCCAUUUACUGUGUAAUGAGUAAUUAAUUAGAAAAAAAUGAGUAAUUAAUUAGACCCACUAUUUGCUUCACACAGGUUGAUAUCAUGAUCGCUUCACCGUUGUAAAUUUCAAGGACGUGAGUUCCGCAACCGGCCCCGUCACCGUUAUCAACCACGAUUCACAAGCCGACACGAUGGUAGCACCACCGAUCACCACGUGUGAUCCAACCAUACGACCUUGCUUACUGACGCGUGGCCCACUACCUCGUACCCGUACAUGUGCGCCGCUUCUCCUCCUACUAGGUUUAACGGUCUCUCUCACGGUUGCAAAUCCUUCAUGCGAGUCCUCUGUUUCAAUGGUGAGAAACUGUAAGCAACUGUGGAAAAUUUUAGACAGGAAAGUGAGUGUUCCCCGCCGUAGGAUUACAACUUCACCGAGUAACAUAACUCAAACUGAAUUACCAGAUAAGACAAUGGAAGCUAAGUGUUUGCAAAGCAUGUUUGAGUUGAUUGAUUCUGGAUUCUUCAAUGAAACUAAGAUUCAGGAGAUUGCUAAUGGGGCCACUGAAAUGAACCUUCCUAUAUAUAGAACCAACCGGAAACUCGUGGCUACUAAUAAUGGCGGUUUGGAAAAUCCAUCCCCUCUGGUGUUUAAUGCGUCUUGGAACAGGGAAGUUCCACGAGCACAAGCCAAAAGAUUCAACUAUCCUUCAAUAUCUAGAGUACGACUUCCUAGAGAUGAAGAAGAUAUUGCAUUCAUGAGCGUUCUUGAACUCGGAGAACUUAUAAAGACCAAACAAGUUACUUCCAAGGAACUCGUUCGGAUUUAUCUCACGCGGUUAAAACGGUAUAAUCAUGUUCUUGAAUCGGUGGUUACUUACACUGAAGAAUUAGCAUACAAACAAGCCAAAGAAGCUGAUGAUUUGCUCUCUCAGGGAACUUAUCUCGGACCUCUUCACGGGAUUCCAUAUGGUUUGAAGGAUAUAAUUGCGGUCCCCGGGUACAAAACUACGUGGGGUUCAACUUCUUUUAAAGACCAAAUUCUUGAUAUUGAAGCAUGGGUUUACAAAAGAUUAAAAGCUUCAGGUGCAGUUUUAGUAGCAAAGCUUGUAACUGGUUCUCUAGCUUAUGAUGACAUCUGGUUCGGGGGACGGACUAGGAACCCGUGGAAUAUAGAGGAGUUCUCUACCGGUUCAUCAGCUGGACCUGCUGCUUCCACAUCAGCUGGUAUGGUUCCGUUUGCCAUAGGCUCAGAGACAGCAGGCUCAAUGACAUACCCUGCAGCUAGGUGUGGCGUUACAGCAUUUCGUCCCACAUUUGGUAGCGUUGGUAGAACCGGAGUGAUGAGCUUAUCCGAGAGUCUGGAUAAGCUUGGACCUUUCUGUAGAACAGCGGCAGAUUGCGCUGUAGUUCUUGACGCUAUAAAAGGGAAAGAUCCAGAGGAUCUCUCAUCAAGAGAGAUUGCGUUUGAAGAUCCAUUCUCAGUAGAUAUCACGAAACUCACUGUUGGCUACACCAAAGAUGCUGAUAUGAAGGUUGUGGAAGUUCUUGGGUCGAAAGGUGUCAAUAUGGUUCCUUUCGAACUAAACUAUACAGUGGAUUCUGUUCAAGGGAUAUUGAACUUCACAAUGAACGUAGACAUGUUAGCUCAUUUUGAUGAAUGGCAAAGAACAGGUCAAGAGGAUCUCUACGAAGCUCAGGAUCAGUGGCCGGUUGAGUUGCGCCGUGCUCGUGUAGUUACAGCUGUUGAUUACAUUCAGGCACAGAGAGCUCGUGGUAAGUUGAUUAGAGAAGUGGAGAAGAGCUUUACAGUAGAUGCGUUUAUUGGAAACGUGACCGAUUGGGAGAAAGUCUGCAUGGGAAACCUUGUUGGUUUGCCAGUUCUAGUGAUUCCGACAUGUUUCAAGAACAUAUCGGAACCACCGACCAAGAGUUGUCGUAGGAGGACAACGAUUAAUGCUGGAAUCUAUGCUCCUCCUGAACGUGAUCACAUCGCUUUGGCAUUGGGUAUGGCAUACCAAUCUGUUACCGAUGCCCAUAAAAAACGACCGCCUAUCGAUGAUCUUGGACCGGAUGACUCGAUACCAAAUCCGCCUAGAGCUAUAAUCCCUCCCCGAAGGUUACACAUACACGAAUGAAUUUUUAUUUUAUUUUUCCGUAGCUUUUGUUAUGUUAGGAUAAUAAUCAGCUCAAUGUUGUGUGUCUUGUUAGUACGAAGUUUAAAAUAUAUUGCGAAGUUGUGGUAACAUAUUGUUUCUGUCCCAAUGAGUUUUCAAGCCACAACGCAGUGGUGUAUUCGUUUCUUUUGUUUGGUAAUGAAAUGACCAUUUAGUCUGUCCCCUUUUUAAUUUAUUUUAAAGAAAAUUUUGUAAGUACGGACUUGUUGCUAUAAUGGGAAGGUUGAACUAUGCUCUU